Exaiptasia diaphana is the source of this 2319-nucleotide messenger RNA. RefSeq names its product DELTA-thalatoxin-Avl2a. The transcript is spliced from 4 exons. The record is from RefSeq and is a predicted model, not a curated record. NCBI's taxonomy places the organism in Eukaryota, Metazoa, Cnidaria, Anthozoa, Actiniaria, Aiptasiidae. The coding region runs from base 1 to 2061 and encodes 686 amino acids.
AUGAGUCCAUAUUUCAAGARUAAGAAUAUUUUGUUACUACUGGUCUUAGCAGUAGUAGCGCAAUGCAKCCCARUCGAAGAAGAUCCCAACUACCAMGUAGAAUCUGACCCUGAAGAAAAACCAGAGAAAGUGGAAAUAAAAGCMGAACCUUCCGCUUCCUCAAGAGGAGCCCUUGGUCAAGGAUUUCAAAUCGCUAAAGAAGAUUUACUAACCAAGCAAUUCAAAGCAACGGGAGCAAAAAUCUUCGAGGACCUUCCAAUCGAAGAAUGUACGAAAAGUGAUAAACUUGGUGCUAUCCAAAAGGAUGACUCAUUCUAUAGYAGUACAGAGUCCAUUUACCAAUCAGUUUCUACCAACACUAAGGUCAGUGGGAGCCURAAAGGUGCAUACACUCUUGGUGCAUCCGUAGAAGCCGUCACAAACAACGUUGCUUCAGGAGAAACCAACAUUCAAGGCAYGUCACUGAAUCUCAAAGCUUAUGGCUUGUCAUCUGCCCUCAWGAAGGACUGCAUUAUUAAUAAACCCUUGGUUAAAGAUCUCGUAAAAGACUUCAAAGCUCUCCCAAAGAAGGUGGAGCAGCCAUGGAAGCUUACGUCCUGGAGAAAAUACAGCGCAUUUCUGGAAAAGUAUGGAUCCCACUUUGUCAAAGAGUCAAUCUCAGGCUCCAGUAUCUAUCAAUAUGUCUUUGCCAAGUCUGACAAGAAGUUCACCCAGAAAGAUUUCACUGUUAAGGCUUGCCUGUCAUUAGCUGGUCCAACACAAGCAGGAAAAGCAGAGGUUUCCGCUUGUUCAGGAGUGACCAAGAAGGACAUCGAGAAAUCCUCAUCACAAUCAAUGACAAAGAAGUUAGUCGUCCGAGGCGGUAAAUCUGAGACACGAUCAGAUUUGUCGGGUGAGCUUACAGCAGAGCAAAUCAACAAGUUUAUGAAGGAAGCCGAAACCGACCCAUCACCUAUUCAAUAUCACUUUCAUCCGAUGUGGACUCUUCUGAAAACAAGGUAUAUAGAAGAAAAGGAACACUACCCCAAAGCAGUUAAUCUGGAGCAGUUCUACAAAGGCUUCCUCCAUUUUGGUUGUUCCCACAAACAAACCAACAACGGUAAAGAACUGCAGAAAUUCGACCUUGCUGAAGACAGCGACCCAGAUUCCCCAACGUAUGUAUGCAAAGCUGCGCCAGAAGGAUGCAAGGUUGACGAUGACUGCCAUUAUGAGGAUGCGUUUUGGUGCUCAUGCUCCGGUGAAUCUUGYGUACRGUACAACGACAAAAARCUCGCCUCUGGAACCACCAAGACAGAGGUGUCUGYCUACAAAGGCAGUGGAUGGGGCUGGCAAGGAUGCAAGUAUWGGUUUGCUAAAGGYUGUUAUUGUUCAGAGCCGAGGAAGUACUGGAAAACAACUUGGCGUGGAGAAGAUCUCGAUAACGCACUAAGAGAUACAAGGGCAGAAUUGUCGGGUGAGCUUACAGCAGAUCAAAUCAAAAAGUUUUUAAAUGAAGCAGAAACCAACCCAUCACCUAUACAAUACUACUUUCAUCCGAUUUGGGACCUUCUCAAAGUCAGGAAUAUUGACAACGAGCACUACGCUAAAGCAGCUAAUUUGGAGCAGUUUUACAAAGGCUUUCUCCAUUUUGGUUGCUCUCACGAAAAAACCAUCAACGGCAAGGAAAUCCAGAAAUUUGAACUUGCUGAAGACAGUGACCCAGAGUCUCCAACGUAUGUGUGCAGUAUUGGUCCAGAAGGAUGUCAUGUUGACGAUGACUGCCAUUAUAAAGAUGCCUUCUGGUGCGCAUGCUAUGGUGAUUCUUGUUUACGGUACAAAGACACUCAACUCAAGGCUGGAGGGAUCAAGAAAGAGGCUUAUGCUUACAAAGCAAGCACUAGAUGGGGCUGGCAAGGAUGCAAGUAUUGGUUUGCCAAAGGCUGUUAUUGUUCAGAGCCGAGGAAGUACUGGAUGUCAGCCUGGCGAGGAGAUGACCUUGAUAACGCACUGAGAGAUGUCCACUCGAUGUUGUUGGAGAAGAAACGCCGUGACCAAGCCAAACGUCAUCGCUUGCAUUGCUAAGCUUAAUCUAUAUCAUUGGUGAUUAAAAGUCAAUGUAAAGUAAAGGAAUUCAAUUAACUGCGAUAAAGUUUGAUAUCAAUACAAAAAAUCAAAAAUCACUUAAAAAAAUUAAUUCCGUCUGAGAGGAAGAAAAACAAUCACUUAUUUCUUCAGUAGAGAAUAACAGAACCGUUUCAAUCUUUGCUGAUUAUUGCAUGAUAAGAACAUGUAUUCUCCUGGCAUAAGAAGUAAAAUCAAUAAACCGGAUUUUWUUUUCAA